Molecule: messenger RNA, 6342 nt
Organism: Canis lupus familiaris (dog)
Lineage: Eukaryota; Metazoa; Chordata; Mammalia; Carnivora; Canidae
Gene: RSL24D1
Product: ribosomal L24 domain containing 1
Exons: 6
Coding region: 301-792 (163 amino acids)
Biological process (GO): ribosomal large subunit biogenesis; translation
Cellular component (GO): ribosome; nucleolus
Molecular function (GO): structural constituent of ribosome
Source: RefSeq, a predicted model, not a curated record
CAAACCACAUGAGCUAUGAGUAAACGCUGACCUUAUAGGCCAUGGUAGAGAGGAAAACCAGGCGCUGUGAGGGCGAGCUUCGCAGGGAGACAAGCACCACGCAAGGCCGAGUUUGCAGCUCCGCGCCUGCGCCUCACGGCCGCUCGGAGGCGCGGUCACGUAGGACUCCGAGCUCUCUGGGGCGAAAGACGCUCUCUCUUUUCCGGGUCGGGUGUUGAAGAGAAUCACUUCCUGUGACGCGGCUACGUCACUUCCUUUCAAGAAGGGCUUUUGGUCGGUGGGAACCCACGCGUUUUCAGCAUGCGUAUUGAGAAGUGUUAUUUCUGUUCGGGGCCUAUUUACCCCGGCCACGGCAUGAUGUUUGUCCGCAACGAUUGCAAGGUAUUCAGAUUCUGUAAAUCCAAAUGUCAUAAAAACUUUAAAAAGAAGCGCAAUCCUCGCAAGGUCAGGUGGACUAAAGCAUUCCGUAAAGCAGCUGGUAAAGAGCUUACAGUGGAUAAUUCAUUUGAAUUUGAAAAACGUAGAAAUGAACCUGUCAAAUACCAGCGAGAGUUAUGGAAUAAAACUAUUGAUGCAAUGAAGAGAGUUGAAGAGAUCAAACAGAAGCGCCAAGCUAAAUUUAUAAUGAAUAGAUUAAAGAAAAAUAAAGAAUUACAGAAAGUUCAGGACAUCAAAGAAGUCAAGCAAAACAUUCAUCUUAUCCGGGCCCCUCUUGCAGGCAAAGGAAAGCAGCUGGAAGAAAAAAUGGUGCAGAAAUUACAAGAGGAUGUGGACAUGGAAGAUAUUUCUUAAAAAAAAAUCUCACUCCAUUUCUAUAAGUGCGUUUGAAAAUCUCCUUAGGAGCCUAAGAACUUAUAAAUUAUCAAUUUAUAUUUUAAAUAAGGUCACUCAAAUGAAAGGUAAUUAAAAGUACAUCUCUUGUACAUUGCUGUCUGUAGAACAUCAGAUAUUGUGGAUGUUAGAUUGCAUCUUCAUUGUUAAACCUUCACUGAUAGUUACAUUUAUGUAAGUCAUGCAAAUUUUUUUUAUAAAUACAGAGUGAAAUGUGGACAUAAAAUGGUUCUGCCAUUUGGAUGGUGGCAGUAGGUGGUACUUAUGUAAGAACUAAUGACAAAAUUCAUGGCUAGCAAUAUGUAAAAUAAAUUUUCUUUGCAGUAAAAUAUUCCUUUUAUUAAUAUUAUAGAAAGGGGGCUUAGAAAAAGGAACUAAAAACUUUGAUAGUCUCAUCAAAAUAAGAUUUUCAGUAUUUGUUUUGGUUUCUUAGCAUCUUAGGUUUCAAUAUGUGAGGCCAUUAUGCCAAUUAUGUUGGACUGUUUUGACCUGGUUUAAUUGUUUUGAUAGGUAGCUCUUAAUGUUGGGGGUGAGAGCUGAACAGUGUGUCCUGAAAUGGCACUGUAUACUUUCCACUUUGGACAUUAUUCAAUCUGAGAUUCCUGAUAGAACCAGAUUUUUUCCAGCAUGGUAAUGAUGUAGAAGCAAAGGAAUCGCAAUGCCUUUUAAGAUAUGUUGUAUGAUUUUUUUUUUUUUUUUUAAAGAGCUCUAAUUGUUUUUAGGAAACAACUUACAGUUUUUGGUCACAAAUUAUUUGCACAUAAGACCAUUUCUAAAGUACAAAUUUUUUGUUUAAAAGGUACUUAAAAAAGUAUUAGUGGGAAGAAAAUAAUUCCUUCCCUCCCAAAUACUAUUGAAGCAAGAGAUAUAUUUAAUUAAAAAUAUAUACUGCAUAUUUAAUGUUUUUAUAUUUCUACAUUAUUUGCAACUUUAAGGAUAUUAAGUUAGUUUUUAUAUUGCUUUUUGAGGACAGAACUUUUUAAUUUUGGUAUUAGUGAAAAAGUGACUGAUCACUGGACCAAGUGUUAGAAGAUCCGAAUUCCAGUGUGGUUUUUGCCUUUGUGUUCUUAUUUGUAAACAACAUUAUUGAUAAAACAAUUAGGGGAAAUGAUAUGAAAUCAAAGACAUAUGUUAAAUUACUUGAAGUUUUCACUCUAAAGUAGGUUUCUGUUUGCUUUAAUAUAAACAUUUUAAGAUUACUUACCAUUAGUAAAUUUCCUAUCCUGUUAGCAAGCUAUUGCCUGAGACUAUCAAUUUGGGAAAUUGAGCUGAAAGGAAGAACUGACAUUGCAUCUCAGUUUUAACAUCCAGACAGUUCUCUUAAUUGUCAGGAAUUCAUAGUAUUUUGAGACCCCAGAUAUCAUUAUAAACUAUAUGGAUGCAGAUGCCAUUUUUACCCCCCUGCAACCUCAUAAGCUUGGUUGGAUCACUGACUUGUCCCUUUAAAAUGGUGCCUGAGAAGUGGCAUGGUACAGUGCUAUUAUUUCUAUUUGUCUGAUUGAGACCUCUGCUGGGCAGUUAGUAUAACACAAAAGCAUAAAAUAUUCCAGACACUUGCUACAGAGAACUUUUAUAUUCUCUAAAUGCUUAAGGGUAAUGUAGCAUUGGAAGUCAUAGAAAAGAAUUUCCUUUAACAUCUGUCUUACAAAACCCUGUAGGGUAGCAGAAAAAAAAACUAAUUGAGGAGCAUAUGGCUGGUUCAGUCAGGAGAGCAUGCAACUUAUGAUGUCAGGAUAUAGAGUUUACUUAAAGAAAACUCAGAUCAUUUCUUAUAAUUAGAAAACCUUGAAAGAUGUUUAUCUUAUAGAUAGCAGUUAGAUAAGGAUUCUCCUUUUAUAGAUUGAAAAAUUUUUAGGUGACUUGCCUUUUUAUCACACAGAAGAUGGAGGAUGUAGUGGUUUAUAUUCAUGCAAGUGCCUGUGUGUAGAAGGAAUUUAUCCAGAGCCUCAGAUCUGGUCCUCACAAGUUCCUGUGAUUGCUGUGAGAGAGGAUUGUAAAAGUUACUUGAGUGAUGGUCAACUUGACUAUGCCUUGGUUUCUUCAUUGGGAAAAUGGAAAUGAUACAUGACUAAGCUCAGGAUUUUUUAUGAGGAACCAAUCAGGUAAUAUAUCUAAAGUAAUCAUUCAAGGCCACUAUCGUUGGAGCUAGUGUUAAAAUGUUAACUAAUAGGAUUGGCUGUGUGACCACAUAAACCUCAUAGUAAUGCACUUUGUCUUGGGAGAAAGGUUGAGGGUAUUAGGAUUUGGGAAUAGCUAUGGCUAAAUUGAGUGCAGUGCACUUAGUCCACAAAGACAGGGUUACAUAGGGUUUAAAAUGUUAGUUUUUAGCAUUUAAUGUCACCUAGAAAAUUUACUUAUUAUGAGCAUACUAUUUCCCAUUCUCUGUUAGGAAGACGGAGAGGGGCAAUAUAUUUCCUACUGGUCAGCUAGUAGUUUAAAACAGUGAAUUGUCACCCAUGAUUUUAAGGGCUAAUUUAUAUAUGGGUUUUUUUCCCUUGUCCUUUAGAUUACAUUUUAAGUGAAGUUUGAAAAGAACACAUCAGACUUUAAUCACACAGAUUUAUAGUGUAAAUUCUAAUAUUGAAUGAAGACUGCCUUGUAAAAAUUAACAUAGUAGCCUGCUGAAUUAAAAUUGUUGAUAAGGGGAAAGUUGAUAUUAAAAUAGAUAGAACCCAGUUUCAAAGUCUGUAGGAAGAAUUUUCUAAAAUCACUAUUUUUAUUCUAUGUGAUAGAAUUGAAAAGGUGACUUAAAAUUUUGCCCUGCGUGUCUUUAUAUUGAGUAUUAAUUAGCCUCAGGCUGAUUUGAAUCAUUUCUGUGUCUGUUGAUGAAUUUGUUUUGAAAGAAGUGACCUUUUUCUUAAAAAUGUAUUAUGUUCUGAAUGUAAAAAUCUCUACUUUCUGGUGCCACUAGGUGAGUCCUGCUCCAAAAUUUUCCCUGGCUUAUAUAUCUUAAUUGAAGCUAUCAUACAGGGAUUGAAAGUGAUAUUUCUGCUGCAUAACCUUCCCUUUGGGACCAGUUACUGGAUCUCAUUCUCUAACCUCUCAUUGAUUCUGUGGCUUCCCUAUGAUCUUGCCAGUAGGUUUCUUUUUUUAAUGUUAGUAAUAAAAAAAAUCUUAACAGACCUCUCCAUAUCAUUCAGCAAACCCAGGCAGCCCACUACUAUCAUAAUCUCCAAAGGUGCAGGGAUGGUUUCUAUCUUAUCCCAGGCACAUAUUGGGUACCUGGUGAAUAGAAGAUAUUUGGUAAGUGUGACUGAAUGGAAAACGUGAGGUUUACUGGAGUUUAUUUUUUAAAUAACCAAUAACUUGAAAGAUACAAAGAAUAAGUUACGAAUAGUGAACUACAAUACGAAAAGAAGCAUUCUAUGACUUCAGCAUUAAUCAAAUCUGCACCGUAGGGAACAUUUGCUGAACAGCAGGGUUUUCUUAGGUUGCAUACCAAAUUUUGCUUAUGCCUACUUGUUUAGUGGUGAUAGAUCAACCUGCAUUUCUGGGUUUGGCUGAUGCAUUCACUUGUCAAGAAAUCCCAGGAGGGACUGAGCAUAGACUGUGUGGCAGAGUUCUUAAAGAGGUUUUGCCUGUAACUUGCUUUGCUGGUGAAGAAAUAGUUUACUUCAGGAGCCACAGAGCAUACAAAUAAAAAUAAGGACAAUGAAUUGGUAAGAAUCAGUUAAUACUUAAAGAGUAUUGCUCCAAAGAAUAUUAGCCAACCAAAAAAUACAAGAGAUAGGCUCUUUAGUUUUCUGAGGAACUCAGUUUUCAAUUCUUUUAAAUACUUGCUUUAGUAUAUUACAAUAAAGUGAUAUAUGUUUAGUUUGGUGCCAAGCAUUCAACGCUUAGGAACACCAAGAAAAGUAUGCCUAUCUAGUGUGUGGUACUUAACACAACUUUCUAAUGUACAUCUAAUGAGACUGUUACAUAUUUCCUCCUUCUCUCUCUCUCUCUUUUAAGAUGUUUUCUGUAGAGAGUGUGCACAAGUUGGGGGUGGUGAAAAGGGAUAGAGAAUCCCCAAGCUGACUCCCUGUUGAGUACCAGAGAUCAUGACCUGAGCCAAAAUCAAGAGUUGGACAUUUAACUGAUUGAGCCACCCAGGUGCCCUCAUGAUACAAGGAAUGCAAUGUAGGGAGUAUUAAAGAUAGCCCACCUAAUUAAAAGGAUUUGCCAAGCAAAAUAAUAAUACAACAUAUUCAACGUUUUGUUAAACUAUAGGUGUCUACAUUGCAUUGUUCAGAGUUUCUCUUCAGUGCCCUCAGAUUCUUCAUACUAGCAAAACAACAGAGCUAAAAGCUUUUGACUUAGUAGUAAUAUAUUUCCCCUAUUUCUUAGAAGAUACACUAGAAAAACUACCAGAAAAUACAUUAGAAGACUAUACAGUGGAAAUGAAAAUUAUGUAGGGGAAAACAUCGCAAAGGAGAAAAUAUCAGGACACCUGGGUGGCUCAGGGGUUGAGCGUCUGUCUGCCUGUGGCUCAGGGCAUGAUCCUGGAGACCCAGGAUCGAGUCCCACAUUGGGCUCCCUGCGAGGAGCCUGCUUCUCCCUCUGCCUGCAUUUCUGCCUCUUCUCUCUCUGUGUCUCUCAUGAAUAAAUAAAUAAAAUGUUAAAAAAAAAAUAUGUAGGUCAAAACCUCUCAGUACCAUUGCUGACACAUUUGCAUACGUGUAGUACCAUCUAGUUCAAGAGUUGUAAGACUAAGGCCAGUUACUACAGCCAGGUACAUUGCAUAGAAUAUCUUAGAAUAUUCACAACCCUUUAAUCUUUCUUCAUUCUGCAGAUGAGGAACAGGAGCUUAAGAGAAAUUGAGUAGCUUGAUCCAUGUCACUAACAAUGAGCAGAGUUUAGAAUUAAGCUUUGUCUGACUCCAUCCUAGCUGAUUUUUUUUUUAAAGGUUUUUAUUUAUUCAUGAGAGAGAGAGAGAGAGAGGCAGAGACACAGGCAGAGAGAGAAGCAGACUCCAUGCAGGGAACCCAAUGUGGGACUCGAUCCCAGGACUCCAGGAUCACACCCUGGGCCAAAGGUAGGCACCAAAACACUGAGCCACCCAGGGAUUUCCCUCUAGCUGAUAUUCUAAACAGCAUCUAGUAUUAUACCCGGCACACAGGUGGUUGCUCAAUAUAUGUUUAUUCAUUCAAGGAAAAAAAAAUCUAGCACCAAAAGGUGUUCUGGAAAAUUGGAUAGAUUUUUAUGGAGUAAUUUGAUUAUUUUUUAUUUUUUUAUUUUUUUAUUUUGUGACUGGACUGGAUCUUUUUUCUUACCAGUUCUUCCAGGACUGACAGGUGAUCAUCUCUCCCAGUUUGAGUGUAAUUAAGACAGCAAGUCUAAUGAAAUGUUUUUGAAAUUCACAGUCUUUUAAAAAAUUAGCAUAGCAAUGCCAAUAAUUACGGUUUAUAAUUUUGGAAGAAAUAUUCAUUGGGCCUGAAAUAUAUGUUAGUCCUGUUAUCCAGAGAAAAAUUUAAAAUUUUAUCAAUGCUUGCUUUUAUUUAUUGGGGCAAUAAAUUUCAAUUAUUUAUUCAA